GGUUUCGAGACUGCGAUACACUGAACCUACACUCAGACAACCGGUAACAUGGACUCACGAGCGCACUAUCCAAGCGAAGCCAGCUCGAAGAGGGCCUUGUGGCCAUUGAGUGAAAUGGAGGAUGAAGAGGAGGACGCUGGCGCUGCAAGGUCGGAAGCCGAAGAUGCCAAGAAGCAGAACCACAGCGAGAUCGAGAAGAGGCGCCGGGACAAGAUGAAUAUGUACAUCAGCGAGAUGGCCUCGUUGGUGCCCAUGUGCAAGGCCAUGUCCCGGAAGCUGGACAAGUUGACCGUACUGCGCAUGGCCGUGCAGCACAUCAAGACCAUACGCGGUGCGCUCCAUAAUUCGUACACGGAAGGGCACUAUAAGCCGCCAUGGUUAUCGGAUGAGGACGUCAAGAACGUCGUUUUACAGGGCGCUGAUGGGUUUUUGUUCGUUGUGAGCUGUGAUCGUGGUCGCAUACUCUUCAUGUCGGAGUCUGUGCAACAGACACUCAACUACACUCAGGGGGACCUCCUCGGACAAAGCUGGUUUGACAUUCUUCACCCGAAGGACAUCGCCAAAGUCAAAGAACAACUCUCUUCGUCGGACCUCUCUCCGAAGGAGAGGCUCAUCGAUGCAAAGACAAUGCUUCCGCUCAAGGGGGAAUUCCCGCAGCGGCAGAGUCGGCUGUGUCCGGGUGCGCGGCGCUCCUUCUUCUGUCGGAUGAAAUGCAAGACGCAGGCGACCGUCAAGGAGGAGGCCGACACCACAACGGGUGGCCAGCGGCGCCGAAAGUCGCACAGCUUCGACCGCCGAUACUCGGUCAUCCACUGCACCGGCUACCUCAAGUCGUGGGCACCCGCCAAGCUCAGUUUGCCCGACGACGCCCCAGCGGAUGACAGCGAAGGGUGCAACCUGAGCUGCCUAGUGGCUGUGGGCAGAGUGCACGGAGAUCUGGCCAGCAGCCCUGCGACAAGGAACGCUCUCGACACCGAGGCGAUUCAGUUCGUCUCUAGGCAUGCGGCCGACGGAAAGUUCAUUUUCAUUGACAAGAAGGCAACCUUGAUCCUUGGUUACCUCCCGCAAGAACUGCUUGGCACAGCGUGCUACGAAUACUACUGCCAGGACGACGUCUUGCGACUAUCCGAAUGCCACAAGAAAGUUCUGCAAACGAACGAGGUGGUGUGCACACAGCCAUACAAGUUCCGCGUCAAGGAAGGUUCUUUCGUCUGCCUCCAAACAACAUGGAAGGCCUUCAAGAACCCAUGGACCAAGGAACUCGAGUGUCUCGUUGCCACAAACACGCUCAUUGGGUCUCAAGAGGUGGUCAUCGUGGACAGUUCGAACGGUCAGCUGGACGAACUAAUGUGCGGAGGCUCAGCCGUCGGCAGCGGCCAGUGCAUGGACGUCGGAAUGCACGGCGCCGUGUCCUCGGACCACGCGAGAGGAGUUAUGACCCCAACCAGAGGCCCAAUGGUGGCACCUCGCUCGAACGGUGCAAGUCGUGUGGGUGCCGGCAAGAUUGGCCGCCACGUGGCCAUGCAUACUCUCAGCAACCAGGCCAAAUCGAAAGAAGCCUGCCAGAGUUCGAGUUCCACAGUUCUGGAUGCAAGCUGCCUUAGUGCGACCACAAACCAACCAUCCACGUCAGAGGAGGCGAGGAAAGCCUUCAGCAGCCCAUCGCCCAGCACAGGCCUCUCUGGGCCCGGUGACCGGAACGGCGAGAUGCAGACUGACUCGUCCGAGCCACCGCUUCAGACUGGUCACGCUGCUGUGUUCAGGUCCGCGUCGCCAGCCAAUCAGCCCAUGGCGGAGUCUGAGCUGGACCUGGUGAACAGCUUCGUAAGUCGCGACAUCCUGAGCGCCGGGACUCAGGGCAACAGCGAAGGGAACGACGAGGCUGCCAUGGCUGUCAUCAUGAGCCUGCUGGAAGCGGACGCUGGACUUGGCGGACCGGUGGACUUCAGCGGCAUGCCGUGGCCCCUACCUUGAAACGCCUACGUGCGCUCCUGUUUCCGCGUACUCUUGCGAGUUCUCACCGUAGAGCAGAGAAGAACACACCAUCUGUGGCAUGCACCAGAAGGCACUACCAGUCAGUAUUCACUCCAAAGUGCAUAUUCACCCCAGCAGUGAACUCGGAACCGCGCGCCGUACGGAAUGAGUCCAGCAGGAACUUUUCUAGGAGCUGACGUCCAAUCAUCCAGUGCUGUUCGCGGUCAAACACGUGGUGUGCCGUCAUUGAGUGCUACCUUUCUUAUUGAGGCUAUCCGUGCUUAACAUCAAGUUCUGCUUCUACAGCUAUGCCGGUUGUGCUCCCCUAUCCCCCCCCCCCUCCCCCCCGCCUUGUCCACAGACUUGACGCUGGGCCAUGCUGCACAGCCGCUUUGUAAGCGACGUUAACACAUUUCGAACCACUUGCUGUGCAUUUCCGGAAUGCAUAAACGCACAAACUUGCAGUUACAGCGCAUAAAGAAAAAUAAACUACCAAUCAUCGUUACGAAGUUCUGCAUUGGCAGUAGCGAGAGGUUGCUUGUGAUUUGUCUUAUCCACAUUUGUUGCUGAUGUACAGUACUAAAAAAACAGGCGCUUUUUAGGGAUUCAUAUAUCUUGUCUUGGUGUUGCACCCUCUGCGAAGCUUCAGCGGAUGCGUAUUCUACGAGCACUCGGGUGCGCGUGGUCUCAUGCGGGCCUUGAUCGACACACGGUUAGUAGUGAUUUAUAUCUCUAGGUGUCACGACGUACACGAAGUCGAGUUGUCGCCGCAGUAUCUGCGACAUGUUGUGAGCUGUGAUAUUACGGAAUAUACGAAAGCAUCACUCUACUUGUGACAAAUAUGAAUAAAGCUUCAACAAAGCUGUAAUUUGAGUCACGUCGCGUCAAAACGGGUA
Messenger RNA from Dermacentor silvarum, 2870 nucleotides. RefSeq names its product protein cycle. The transcript has 14 exons. Gene Ontology annotation, cellular component: transcription regulator complex; nucleus; aryl hydrocarbon receptor complex. Gene Ontology annotation, biological process: regulation of transcription by RNA polymerase II. Gene Ontology annotation, molecular function: RNA polymerase II cis-regulatory region sequence-specific DNA binding; DNA-binding transcription factor activity, RNA polymerase II-specific; protein dimerization activity. Bases 49 to 1974 code for a protein of 641 amino acids. The record is from RefSeq and is a predicted model, not a curated record. Lineage: Eukaryota; Metazoa; Arthropoda; Arachnida; Ixodida; Ixodidae.